AUGCCUGCGUGCGUCCGUCGCCCGCCGCCAUCAUUGCAGUCAUCAGCCGUUCUCCGCCGCCACAACCGCCGACGUCCGUUACAAGCGCCGUCGUGCGCCGCAACGAUCGCCGUCAUCCGCCUCAACCACAGCCGUCGUCCGCUGUCGUCUGCCGCCACCGCCGACGCUGUUGCUGCUGCUACUGCUCCUGCUGUCUUCGGUUGGGAUAGGGGCGUGUCGACGGCGGCUGUAUAG
Molecule: messenger RNA, 234 nt
Organism: Angiostrongylus costaricensis
Lineage: Eukaryota; Metazoa; Nematoda; Chromadorea; Rhabditida; Metastrongylidae
Source: the annotation of a GenBank genome assembly